Ctenopharyngodon idella (grass carp) is the source of this 1853-nucleotide messenger RNA. RefSeq names its product claudin 33b (gene cldn33b). Bases 875 to 1540 code for a protein of 221 amino acids. The record is from RefSeq and is a predicted model, not a curated record. Gene Ontology annotation, molecular function: structural molecule activity. The transcript has 3 exons. Gene Ontology annotation, biological process: cell adhesion; bicellular tight junction assembly. Gene Ontology annotation, cellular component: bicellular tight junction; plasma membrane. NCBI's taxonomy places the organism in Eukaryota, Metazoa, Chordata, Actinopteri, Cypriniformes, Xenocyprididae.
UUAUUACCAGUAAGUACCACUAAGUAGCUUUAGAGCUCCAUUUCUCUAUUAUAAUCAUUAUAAUAACCUCAACAUCCCUUAUCAACUUCUACAGACAUUUAAAGGAAUAGUUCACAUAAAAACAGCAAUUAUGUCAUAAUUAAUACACCCUCAUAUCGUUCCAAACCUGUAUGACACAAAGGAGAAGUUUUUCAUAAGUGAAUUGUGACCACAGAUUGUCAUGGUCGAUCAUAGAGAAAAAUCAUAUGGUUUUGGAAUGAUGUGAAUGUGAGUAAAUGAUGAAAGAAUUUUCAUUUUUCAUCCUUAACAGUGAAAGUAUUUAUUUGCUUAACUAACUGUAAUCAAAAUCAUUUUCAGACAAAGUCUGAAAUGUGUGUGUAAUUAUGUGUUUGUUGAGAGCCAAUUAUGUGUUUGUGGAGAGCCACUGUGUCGCGUCACAGAUUUGUUCUUCAGCCUCCCACUGCCAUACGUGGCAUUCUGUAAGUGCACUGGACACUUCUAUUUCAACACAAUUCCACAUGCUGCAGAAGACAGAUCAAAUGAGACAGUCUCACAUUUCAGCAGAAGAAAGGAACUCAUUCAGGUUUGGAACCACUUAAGGGAUCCUAGAGGGCAGGGCCUAAAGUUUGAGUGCCCUCUCUCCCCAUGUGUACACCUCCUCUACCUCCUGUGCUCAGAUGAUGAGUGCCUCUUACUGAAGACUGACGGACUGUGAAGAACCUGCCAGCAGAACUGUACAGUAUCAGGAUCCAAGGUGCUACUUUUGUUCUUCUCAUACUCUCCAUUCCUCUCUCAUUGAGAGGAGGUUCUUGAGGUUCCAGCCAAAAUCGAAGGCCGUCGGACCCCGUGAGGGACACGGUAGUCAGAGGUAACCAUGACAAACCCUUGCAAUGUUGUUCUGGAAAUUCUGGGGAUGCUGAUUGGGAUGGGGGGCUGGUUUUGUUCCCUGGCGGCCACCGUCAUGCCUCAGUGGCUGUCACUUUCUACUGAACUAUUUGCCUUGCAGAGCAUGGAACAAGGGCUUUGGGAGUCCUGCGUGUUCAAUGAGGUGGUUGGCACGGAGUGCAGCCCUUAUGACACUAUCCUAGGCCUCGACCCUACUUGGAUGUUGGCCCGUAUUCUGAUGUGCCUGUCGGAUGCCACAUGUCUUCUCGGACUGCUCCUCGCAAUCCCUGCCAUGAGUCAGAUCAACUGCUGUAAGAGUGAGGAAGGACGACGGACCAAGCGGGGUUUGAAGAUCACGGCGGCUGUGUUUUUAUGCAUAGCUGGAUUGUUGGUGCUCACUCCCGUUUCCUACGUCGCUCAUGAUACUGUUAUGAAGUUCUUCGAUGAGACCACACCUCACGUGGUGUCACGUUCAGAGUUUGGGGACGCGCUGUUCAUCGGCUGGGCUGCAGGAUUUCUUGACAUUGUGGCAUCCGUCCUGUUUUUUGCCUCUUGUUCUGACUCAAGAUACAGUGAACCACAUCUGGCGUAUCACCAUCAAAGUUCGGACAUCAGAACUGUCGAUGGUUCAAGAAAACGCACUGAGUAUGUUUGAGAUGAUCCUCACUGUCCUGAAAUGACUGUUAAUGUUGAUGGGGCAGGACGAAAAACUUUUUGAAUUGAUCUUUUAAUCAUUUUUUUCCCCUCUGGAAAAUGUUUAUAAUUAAGUUCAAUGCAUACAUCAAUCAAACCCAUGAAACAGGUAAAGCAAUAUUAUGAUGUAUUUAUCCUUCUGUUUAAUUAUGUCUUAUCAUCAGUAAAGUCUUAAUAUUAAAAGGUUGCCAAUAUGGUUUCAGUUCAUGUAAUAGAGAUAGUGAUUGAAACAAGUGCCAAUAAUAAAAAUUUUCUUCCCAUUUUGUGGAAAUGUA